Phytophthora megakarya is the source of this 642-nucleotide messenger RNA. The record is from the annotation of a GenBank genome assembly. Lineage: Eukaryota; Oomycota; Peronosporomycetes; Peronosporales; Peronosporaceae.
AUGCUGCGUCUGGUAGUACCCUCAACGAUGAUUCAAGAGAAGGAGUUCAUCAAGGGAUCAAGGGAUCGCUCGGACUUUCUACAGAGUGAAGUUGGAUUAUUACUGGAUCGGUUCUGUCCCGACUGUAGCUCAAGCAAAAGUCGACCUAAGAUUCGCGGAUACUCUCCGGGGAACAUACUAGAGGAACGGCCGUUUCAGGUUGUUUCGAUGAAUUUUGUAAUACCCUUACCGAAGUCUCGGCGGGGUAGCACAGCGCUCUUACUAUUCCAAUGCGCAUUCACGGGGUGCAACGCUAUGACAGACACGACUGAUCUGAGAGUAGCCCAAGCUUUUGAAAAAUGUGUGUACCGGCGGUUCGGUGCGCCCUCUCUCAUCAGACAUGACAGAGACCCUCGAUUCAUGAGGGAGGUGUUCCAAUUGUUCACCGAAAUGAUGCAAUCGAGGUCUAGGGCAACGUUGAGUUACCGGCCCCAAGCCAAUGGCCAGCAAGAGCGCUCGGUCAAGACUGUAAUGCAAUCAGUGCGAGUGUACGCGGAAGACCCACUGCAACAAGACUGGGAUGAAAUUGCCGAGAAGUUGAUCUUUGCAAUCAACAACUCAAUGGACACAACGAGGAAAGAGACACCUUUUUACCUCGUCCAU